This is a messenger RNA of Paramecium pentaurelia, 1684 nucleotides long. Lineage: Eukaryota; Ciliophora; Oligohymenophorea; Peniculida; Parameciidae. The record is from the annotation of a GenBank genome assembly.
UAUGAGUAAUCAUCAAUCAGAAGCUGAUUAAAAGAAAGUGAAAUCAAUUUCUGAUCAUUCUUUAGUGAAAUCUCAUUCAUAAUCAAUAAAAGAUAUAGAAUUAUCAGUUUAUAGAUGGGCAAUUUUGCUAUUGUACUAUUUAGUUGUAUUGGUGAAUGGAGUGCCAUAUGAAAUUUGUGUACCUAUAAGUUCAUUUAUGGCUGAAAUAUAUAAUGUAUCCCUAGCAGUAGUUGCAACAGCCUCAACUGUAUUUAUGGUUAUGCAUCCUAUAUUGUCAUUUGUUGCAGCUUAAAGUAUAAAGAGUAAAUCAUGUUAGCAAUUUCAAAUUAUGGAUGGGCAUCUGCUACUAAUUUAGGAGUAAUACUAACAAUUCUUGGAUGUGCUAUUAAGUUAUUGAUAAAUCAAGCAGGGUAAGGAAUAUAGAUGAUAUCAAUAGAUUUACAGUUUUAAUAAUUGGUUAAGUUCUAUGUGGAAUAGGAAGACCUUUUAUUUUAAAUUCAUAGGCAUCUAUGGCAAUGAGUUGGUUCCAUCCUAAGACUAGAAUUAUGAUCAUAACACUAUUGAAUGUUGUUAAUACUUUAUCUUUGGUUGUUUCUGCUUAAUUACCUGGAAUCAUUUUUAAAGGGUAUAAAUUAAAUGACGACACAGAAUAUGAAGAUGGAAAAGAGAAAAUGUAAAGUUUAUGCUUACUUGAAUUUUAUGUAAGUUUGGCAAUUGUGCCUAGUUUAUUUUUAUUGAGAAGUAGACCAAGUUAAGUACCUGUAAAAAUAAAUAAAAUUGAAAGAAAAAGUGGAAUGUUGAAAAUAAUGUUGAGAUUAUUUAAGAAUAGAAAUUUUGUUUUAUUAUUCAUACCAUUUAGUUUAUACUUUGGUAUAUUAAAAGCAUAUUUGGUAAUUAUGGAAUUAUUAAUGGCUCCAUAUAAAUAUGAGACUGAUUAAGUAGCUGGUGUUGGUAUAAUAAUAAUAUUUAAUAAUAAGUUUCAUUUCCUUUAAUUGGUGGAUUGAUAGCUUAAGGAGCAUUACCAUAUUUUGUAAACAAGUAUCAAAUAUAGAAACCAUUUGUUCGUUUCUUUUUGUUAUUUUCAACUUUAUCAAUGGCAUCAUUAUAUUUUGCAUUAAAAUCCAGCAAUGUUGUCUAUAUGUAUAUAGUAAUAACUCUAUUGGCUAUGUGUGUAAUGCCUAUAUUACCUGUGAUUAUGGAUAUGGGAUGUGAUUUAAUAUCUCCAAUUGAACCAUCAUUUGCAGUUGGUGCCUUUUAUAUGGGAAGUAUGUUAUUUUUUGUUGCUUUUACUUAUAUUUUAACAUUCAUAACUGGGAAGAACAAAGAAGAUACAAGAGUAUUAUAUACAAACAUUUUUUCAACUAUUAUGCUUAUAAUUGGAUUUAUAUGUAGUCUAUUUAUAAAAAUUGAUGAUUAAUAUUAUGAAUUAAAUGUAGAAUAGGAUAAAGGUUCUUUAGUACAUCCUUUAGAGAAGAGUUAAUCUAUUCAGAAAGGAAAAGGUCCAUCUGUUUAUAGAGGGACUUAAUCAAAGAUGAGUGUAUAAUAUUAGAAGGGAUCCAUGUUCAGUGUACAGUAUCAAAGUAUCUUUAGUGCUCAUAUAACAAUAUCAGCAUAGUUGGUGAUGUGCCAUUAAUUCCAGGAGAAGAAGCAGAGGAUCCUAUAGAUUAAGAAUAAUAAGAAUGAG